Messenger RNA from Cheilinus undulatus (humphead wrasse), 2028 nucleotides. RefSeq names its product solute carrier family 28 member 3-like. The transcript is spliced from 17 exons. Gene Ontology annotation, cellular component: membrane. Gene Ontology annotation, biological process: purine nucleoside transmembrane transport; pyrimidine nucleoside transport. NCBI's taxonomy places the organism in Eukaryota, Metazoa, Chordata, Actinopteri, Labriformes, Labridae. The record is from RefSeq and is a predicted model, not a curated record. Bases 7 to 1977 code for a protein of 656 amino acids. Gene Ontology annotation, molecular function: pyrimidine- and adenosine-specific:sodium symporter activity.
CAGAGAAUGGAGCUAAGUAUGUUAGAGAGGAGGAGUUCAAAAAGAGGCAAAGACAACGAGGCCUUUGAGCCUGAGGAGCAGGAUAAGAUACAUGUUCAAGCAGAGAACACUUCAGAGGUUUCAGAUGAUGCACGCAGAACGACACGCCACCAGAAAAGCAUGCUGGAGACAAAAAUGGAGACAUUCCAGGGCUGUCUGGCCGAGCACAGAGACCUGAUCCACCUGAUACUUCAGCUGGUUUUAGCAGCAGGCUUCGUUGCCAUAGUGAUAGCAGCAUGUGUGCUGAACUUCCGCCGAGCUGUUGUGCUGCUGGUCAUCUCCAUGGUAAUCGUGUUCUUCCUGGUCUGGGAUUGGAUGAUGGAGCGCUAUGGUGACAGGGUGUGGGAGGAGCUCCAUCCCAUCAGGGAGCGUUUCAGCAGAAACUGGUUUUGGAUCAAGUGGAUAUUGUGCGUGCUGCUGGUGGUAGCCGUGGUGUUCUGGUUAGCCCUGGACACGGCCCAGCAGGGGACCAGACAGCUUGUGUCCUUCUUUGGUUUGCUGCUCUUAAUCUUCCUGAUGCUGCUGUUUUCCAAACAUCCAUUUAGGUGGUCCUGGCAGACUCUUAUUUGUGGUGUUGGGCUGCAGUUUGUGUUUGGUCUGCUGACCCUCAGGACAACGUUUGGUUUAGGAGCGCUGCAGUGGCUUGGAAAUCUAGUGGAGAGUUUUAUGUCAUUUGCAGAUGUUGGGUCUAAGUUUGUGUUUGGUGCCUCGUACACUGACCAUUUUUUUGUCUUCAAGGUGAUGCCAAUUUUGGUGUUUUUAAGCUCCGUAAUCUCCAUCCUCUACUACAUCGGCUUCAUGCCCUGGCUGGUUAGAAAGAUUGGAUUCAUAAUGGAGGUUACCAUGGGAACAUCUCCAGCAGAAUCAAUGGCUGCAGCUGGAAACAUCUUCUUAGGACAGACAGACUCACCGCUCUUGAUCCGCCCGUACAUCAGUGGGUUAACUCUCUCUGAGAUCCACGCUGUGAUGACUGGAGGGUUUGCCAGCAUCUCUGGUACCAUCUUAGGAGCCUUCAUCUCUUUUGGGGUUGAGGCCACUCAUUUGUUGACAGCAUCAUUUAUGUCUGCUCCGGCCUCCCUUGCCAUCGCUAAGACCUUCUGGCCUGAGACAGAGACGCCCCGUGUAGUGACCAGUCAGGACUUUAAAAUGGAACAAGGAGAAAGUACAAAUGUCCUGGAGGCUGCAUCCCAGGGUGCAACUUGUGCUGUGGGACUGAUUGCCAGCAUUGUUGUCAACCUCAUUGCCUUCAUGGCUCUGUUGGCCUUUUUUGACUCUGCCCUCUCAUGGUUGGGUGGGAUGUUGGACAAUCCAGAGCUCAGCUUCUCGCUCAUCUGCUCAUACGUGUUUAUGCCUCUCUCCUUCAUGAUGGGUGUUUCCUGGGAGGACUGUUUCAUCGUUGCUGAGCUGAUUGGCAUAAAGACAUUUAUCAAUGAGUUUGUGGCCUACCAGAAGUUGUCAGUGUUGAUUAAGAGGAGGAAAGCAGGAGGGCCAGAGUAUGUGAACAACGUAAAGCAGUAUAUUUCUGUCCACUCUGAAACCAUUGCCACCUACGCUCUGUGUGGAUUUUCCAACUUUGCCUCCCUGGGGAUGUCAGUUGGAGCAUUGUCUUCACUAGCUCCAGAAAGACGUGCAGACAUCUCCAGUUGUGGCCUCAGAUCUCUGAUUGCAGGCAGCGUCUCCUGUUUCAUGACUGCUUGUAUUGCAGGUGUGUUGUACAUCCCGGAUAUUCAGUGCCCACAUUUCCUGAAUACAGAGUUCACUAACACCAAUGUGACCCUCAGCUCACACCUGGCCGCCUGCUGCAAACAGCUGUAUAACAGUGUGACGGUGUAUGAGCCGCUGAACGUGACGAUUGGGGGUGGAUUCAGUGAUGGCAGUCUGCAGGGCUGCUGCAAACUUUCACCCUCCACUCACUUUAACUGCAGCCUGGUGCUGUGAGUCACAGUGAGCAAAAAAAAAAAACCACCCAAAUCAAGCUCUGUUAACUGU